AUGCUCUGCAAAUUGUGUGACAGCUUGAAUGUAACCGACCUGCUCAAGCUGGCAAAGGCCAAUAGUGAUCAGGAAUUUGGUUACGUUGACUACCUUUAUUUUGAGCAUCACAAAAGAUACGAUGAUCUCGUGACCGCGGCCUCAUCCGGGUGUGAGCUUUGUCUACUUCUUCAACGGCAAUGCGAGGAAGAAGAGAUUAAUAAAUCCGAGCUAAAUAAAUUAUUGACAUGGGACAAAAUGUCUCGAAUUAUGGAGGCGGAGAAUAGGUCCUUUAACUUGCGAGUAGAAAUUGGAUGUUCGGCUCUAUAUCACGGUCAACAAUACGAAGAAUUCAAGCUUCUUAAUCAUUUGAUUUUCACAUAUUGGCAGGAGAAUGGAAGUGGUGAUUACAACAGCAUUAUGGUUUGCUCUCUGCAGACGCCGAAAGAUCAACCGAAAUUUAUCGACGAUAUUCGAAUAGGUCAAUUUACCAUUGACGAGGAUUUGGCAUCAGAUGCAAACUUUGACAUUGCACGAGGCUGGGUGAAUACCUGCAUUGUUGAACAUUCUAAAUCGAAAUGUCCUUCUUUUGAAGACAAGCUCUUACCUUCUAGAGUGAUUAAUGUUGGCCUGGAAAACACAAAUCCAUCUCUUGUUUUGACAGACGGUGUUAGGGGCAAAUAUGUUGCACUGAGUCAUUGUUGGGGGGGGCACAUUGAGACCAUUUUAACAACGUCGAAUCUGCAAUCGCUCCAGAGAGAGAUCAAAAUGACAAGCUUACCGCCUAAUUUCAGAGACGCAAUUUUGAUCACUCGAGCGCUCGGCUUUCAAUUUCUGUGGAUCGAUUCCUUAUGUAUCAUUCAAGACUCCAAGUAUGAUUGGGGAAUUGAAUCCAAAAAGAUGGGAGAGAUUUAUCAAAACUCCGUCCUAACUAUCGGAGCAGCAGCAGCACAUAAAGCUGCCGAUGGUAUGCUUCACCCUCGAUCACAAACAUCUCGUGACAUCAAGCCUAAACUCAAAUUGUCAAAAGACAGUGGAUCCGAUGACGUUGUGGAAAUUAGCAGUAGCAUCUUGUGGCCUGAAAAUCUCCGCAAAUUGUUUGAAUCUGGACCUUUACGAUCUCGAGCUUGGGCAUUACAAGAGAGAAUACUCUCACCUCGAAUAUUGUGGUAUGGUCGCACACAAAUCUAUUGGCAAUGCCUAUGUGGAUUUCAAUCUGCGAACGGCAUGCCAUCAGGUAGUAGCGAUUUUCCCCGUGGCGAACUCUACAUUUAUCCUGUAAUUACUCAAAGACUUAUAUUUAACCAGAAUUGCAAUGAUGGUUCCAAAGAGUUCUCCGAAGAAGAACUGCUAGAGAUGAAUCACGAGUAUCAAUCUAUAGUAAUGGAUUACAGCACCCGAUUUCUAAGCUGCCCAGAUGAUAAACUCCCAGCUUUUUCCGGCAUUGCAGCACUACUCCACAAAGGAAUUGGAGGACAUUACUUAGUCGGAAUUUGGAGUAAAAAUUUCCGGGAAAACUUGCUAUGGUAUACCUUUCUAACCAAACGACUUUAUAAAAAGCAGUACCGAGCACCAUCAUGGUCCUGGGCUGUCACGGAUGAAGGAAGCCUUGUAUUUUACAACAAUUCAAGUCGCUUAGCUUCUACCCCUCAUGAUCCUAUUCUUUUAUCACAUCACAUCGAACUUUCUAGCGAGAAUCCUUAUGGUGCUGUCAAAUACGCCCAUAUCAUUGUUGACACGCUUACACUGAAGUUGAUUCACCUAGGUAAAUACAAGAAUCCCUCCAACAAAACCGGUUUCUUCUUAACCUCAACUUGGUAUGGGGAUACUGGCCUCACUUACUUUACCCCCCCAACUUCUCUCGAGGAAGAGGGCGAAAUAACAACACCAAGCGAGGGAUCUGUAGCCUCUACAGCUAUUGAAACCAGUUUUAGAGAUGCCAAGCUGCGAGCUUCUCACAGCUACAGCUGGGACGAAGACACACCCGAUUGGUCGGCUGUUUCUCCGUUUAAGUAUAAAGUCAUGCUCGUAGGGUUAGAGCGGCAAUCGGAGAAGUGCGGAGCUGGUACAUCCGUGCUGGAAUCAAAAUCGUGUUUAAAAUGUUUGAUCUUGCAAGAGGAUCCCGAAGAUGCAAAGAGAGACAGAAAAGCCCGAUUUGGAUGCAUGGCUGGCUUCAGAUCUGUGGGAAAGAGAGACCCUAAAGUUGAUUUGAACCGGAACCUGACAGAGGAAGGCAUGUGGUCUUCUAUCAGUAGUGCUGAAUUCUGGAACAAUCUUGUUCCCGUAUGGUAG
Messenger RNA from Botrytis fragariae, 2271 nucleotides. Its product is annotated as putative heterokaryon incompatibility protein. NCBI's taxonomy places the organism in Eukaryota, Fungi, Ascomycota, Leotiomycetes, Helotiales, Sclerotiniaceae. The transcript is spliced from 3 exons. The record is from RefSeq and is a predicted model, not a curated record. The coding region runs from base 1 to 2271 and encodes 756 amino acids.